AUGUCAGAUCAACCAUUGUUUGAUGAAUUUGGUAAUCUCAUUGAAGAUGACAAUAAUGUAGAUCAAGUAUACAAUGGAGAGGUCGAUGAAGAUCAAUUUCAAGCUGGUGUUGAUGAUGAUGAAGGAAAUGAUUUGACAGGAAUCGAUAUGUCACGUGAUGAUGCUGAUCGUGAUAACGAUGAAGAUCAUGAUCAUCAUUCCAAUGGAUUGAAUGGCAAUGGUAGACAACAAAACGAUAGAAUGGAAGUAGAUAAUGAGUUAAAGAGCAAUGCAAUAGUUUUACAUGAAGAUAAAAAGUAUUUUCCAGAUGCAUCGGAAGUGUAUCAUGGCGCUGAAGUCAUGGUACAAGACGAAGACACUCAACCCAUUAGCAAACCAAUUAUAGCACCAACGAGAACACGUACUUUUGCACUGACCGAACAAGAUUUACCAACCACUACAUACGACAAACAGUUCCUGAUAGAUCUACUGCAGUAUCCACAUCUCAUUCGUAACGUUUGUCUCGUUGGAAAUCUAUCAUCAGGAAAAACAUCGUUUAUGGACAUGCUAUUCCUACAAACACACGAAAAGAAAUGGACACAUACCAAACCAAUGAGAUAUACAGAUACAAGAAAAGAUGAACAGGAACGUAGAUUAUCGAUAAAAUCAACACCAAUGACUUUGGUACUACAGAAUUCAAAGGAUAAGAGCUAUGUUUGUAAUAUUUUAGAUACUCCAGGUCAUGUCAAUUUCUCGGAUGAAGUUACCGCUUCGAUGAGACUGUGUGACUCGGCAGUGAUUGUGGUCGAUGCGCUCGAGGGUGUAAUGAUGCAGACCGAACGUCUGAUUCAACAUGCCGUCAACGAAGGACUAUCGAUUGCUGUCAUUAUCAACAAGGUCGAUCGUCUUAUACUGGAGCUGCGACUGCCGCCAACCGACGCCUACUUCAAGAUCAAACACACCAUCGACGAGAUCAACCAGAUUCUCGACAAGGCAUCGCAUGGCAGUCAAUCGAUUCGUGUCUCACCGGAAGCUGGCAACGUACUGUUUGCUUCGUCCGAGAUGGGCUGGUGUUUCACGCUGUCGUCGUUCGCCAAGAUCUACUCUGUCAGUUUCGGAGGUGGUUUCGCACCCGAGGAAUUUGCAAAGCGUCUCUGGGGAGAUCUCUAUUUCCACGCGGACAAACGUGUUUUCCGUAGAAAGCCUGACAAUCCAGAGAUGCAACGUUCAUUCAUUCACUUCAUUUUGAAUCCACUCUACAAGAUCUACUCUACGGUGGUAUCGAGCGAUAAGGCAGGCGUGGAGAGAAUGCUCUUUGAACUCGGAAUGAGAUUGCCGCGAGAAACACUCGAUAUGGAUGUUAAACCACUGUUGAGAAUCGUACUUGGAACAUUCUUUGGAAAAUCACAAGGUUUCGUCGAUAUGUUGACUACACUGCCAUCGCCACUCGAUGCCGCACCAACAAAGACAGAGAUGUUCUACACCGGACCACAGAUCGGCGAGUAUGGAGAGUCACUCAAAAAGUGCGAUCCCAACGGUCCACUCGUGCUUCACAUCACCAAAUUGAUAUGUCGUCCGGACGGUGUGAAAUUCGAUAGUUUGGCACGUGUCAUGAGUGGUACCGUCACCAAAGGAAUGGUGCGUGUUCUCGGAGAGAAAUACACACCGGACAACGAUGAAGAUCUCGUACUCGAUGAAAUUACCAAGAUCUCCAUUAGCGAAGCACGUUAUCAGAUAGAGGUGGAGCAGGCAUAUCCAGGAUCGUGGGUACUCUUGGAGGGUGUAGACAAUUCCAUCGUAAAGACAGCUACUGUCGUUGCAGAGAACGAUAUCGAUUCGCGCGAACCUGACACCAGUGCUCAUAUUUUCCGUCCACUCCAAUUCAAUACCAAGUCGGUGUGUAAGGUGGCAAUUGAACCACUGAAUCCGUCAGAGUUGCCCAAGAUGUUGGAGGGUCUGAGGAAGAUCAACAAGAGUUAUCCACUGGCAAUUACACGUGCCGAAGAGUCGGGUGAGCACAUUAUUCUUGGUACAGGAGAACUCUAUUUAGAUUGUAUUUUACACGAUUUGCGAACAAUGUAUGCUGAAAUUGAAAUCAAAGUCGAUGAUCCAGUCAUCUGCCUGUCGGAAACGAUCGCAGAGACAUCGGCGAUCAGAUGUCGCGCGGAAACACAAAACAGAAAGAAUAGCUUGACAAUGAUUUGCGAACCUCUGGAAAAAGGUUUGGCCGACGAUAUUGAAUCGGGUGCAGUUAAAAUUGAUUGGCCAAAGAAGAAACGUUCAGAGUUCUUCCAGACCAAAUACGGAUGGGACUUGCUCGCCGCCAACAAUAUAUGGGCAUUUGGGCCGGACACUUACGGACCAAACGUCCUAAUUAACGAUACAUUCUCAACGGAAAUCAAUCGUUCUCACUUGAUGUCCAUUAGUGAGUCGGUGGUACGUGGAUUCCAAUGGGCCACCAAGGAAGGUCCGCUUGUUGACGAACCCGUUAGAAAUACCAAAUUCAAGUUGAUCGAUGCAACGAUUGCACCGGAACCAAUUGCUCGUUCCAGUGGACAUAUUGUACCCGCCGCCAGAUCAGCCACACACUCUGCAUUCUUGGUGGCAAAUCCUCGACUGAUGGAACCAAUUUUCAUGGUCGAAGUAAUCUCACCACCCGAUUGUGUUCAAGCGAUUGAAACUGUUUUGACUCGUCGACGUGGUCAUAUCAUCCAUGAUUUCCCCAAGCCAGGUACACCACUAUAUAUCACCAAAGCUUUGUUACCAGUGUUGGACUCCUAUGGAUUCGAAACUGAUCUUCGAUCUCACACCCAAGGACAAGCAUUCUGUCUGUCGACAUUCGAUCACUGGCAAGUCGUACCGGGCGAUCCCCUCGAUAAAUCAAUUGUACUUCAGCCAUUAGAACCAAGUCCACAAGCUCAUUUGGCUCGUGAACUGCUCAUCAAGACAAGAAGAAGAAAGGGACUGAGUGAAGAUGUAAAUUUAAGUAAACAUUUCGAUGAUGAACAACUAUUACAAUUGGCGCACCAAAUGGGUGAAUUAUAA
Heterostelium album PN500 is the source of this 3024-nucleotide messenger RNA. It is a transcript of the gene eftud2, whose product is annotated as U5 small nuclear ribonucleoprotein subunit. Gene Ontology annotation, cellular component: cytosol; U2-type catalytic step 2 spliceosome; U4/U6 x U5 tri-snRNP complex. Gene Ontology annotation, biological process: mRNA splicing, via spliceosome. Bases 1 to 3024 code for a protein of 1007 amino acids. Lineage: Eukaryota; Evosea; Eumycetozoa; Acytosteliales; Acytosteliaceae. The record is from RefSeq and is a predicted model, not a curated record. Gene Ontology annotation, molecular function: U5 snRNA binding; translation elongation factor activity; GTPase activity. The transcript is spliced from 2 exons.